AUGCUGAGUUUGGCAAGCUUGUUCGCCGAUGCAAAGAGCUGCAGGGGCUUUGUUCCGAAGGUCCGGCACGUCGGACGACCUCGGAGCUUGGGGCAUCAAGGAGCACCUACAUCUCGAGCACCUGCAUCUCGAUCCUGGCUGGCUGCCGUUGCAGGUGGCGUGGUGAGUUUCCGGAGCCUUUCGGCCCGCAAGUGCAAGCCUGUUGCGAAGGGCCAGUGGCAUUCGCACUCGACGGGCCCCGACGAAACGAACUUGCAGCGCGACGGCCGCGAGGGGGAGGUCCUCCACUCCUCAGCUCCGCGAGUGGGCCGCAGGAAGAAGCAGAAAAAAGAAGCGGUCAAGAGGGCUGCGCUCCAGAGGCUGAGGGACCAUGCGGCCAGCAAGGGUGGGAAAUGCAUUUCAGAGACGUACAUGAACUGCAUGUCGAAGGUCCGGUGGGAGUGCAAAUUGGGGCACAGGUGGAUGGCCACGCCGAACAGUGUGCUGAACGGCGGAAGCUGGUGUCCUCGCUGCAGCAUCAACAAGAGGAGCCUCGGCUUGCACCAACUCCAAGAGCACGCGAGGAAAAGAGGCGGCAGGUGCUUGUCCGACGAGUACCGGAACGCUCAUACCAAGGUUCGCUGUCAGUGCAAGCUGGGACACACCUGGGAGGCCACGGCGAACAUGGUGUUGAACAAAGGGACCUGGUGCCCCGAGUGCGCUCGCGCAACAAAAUCACGGUCAAAGCGAAGCUUGAGGGACUUGCAGGAGCAUGCCGCCACCCGUAGAGGCAAAUGCUUGGCUACUGAAUAUGUUGGCGUCAUGGCGAAAGUUCCGUGGCAGUGCGAGAAAGGCCACACUUGGAGUGCGCGUGCAGACAGCGUGUUGAAUAUGAAGACCUGGUGCCCGGCCUGCGCGCAGAAUGCACCCCUGGGCUUGGAGCGACUGCGGAGCCACGCCGCCCGCCUUGGUGGAGAGUGCCUGGCCAAGGACUACGAGAACAACCGCAUCAAGGUGCGAUGGAAGUGCAGCUCUGGCCAUGUAUGGCGAGCAACUCCGAAUAAUGUCAUCAUCAAGGGCACCUGGUGCCCCGAGUGCCAGAAGAUCGGCCUGGCACGUCUGCAGGCGCACGCCGCGUCGUUAGGCGGCAGGUGUCUGUCCAUGAAGUAUAGCAACCGUGAAGCGAAGGUUCUUUGGGAAUGCCAGCUCGGCCACAGGUGGAAAGCCUGCGCCGCUAACAUCCUUCAUCAGCAGAGCUGGUGCCCUCAGUGCGCGGCCAGCACUUGGAAGACGGAAGCUGAAAUCCGGAGCAUUCUGGAAGCCAUCUUCGCCCCUUCAAUGUUCGAGUCGUCCUAUCCCGCGUUUCUGGGAGGUCUGCAGUUGGAUGGGUACUGCUCCGAGCUGUCCUUGGCUUUCGAGUACCAGGGGGAGCAGCACUAUGAUCCUGACAACUACUUCCAUUUCGGCGACCCUUCAAGCUUUCAGAGUCAGCUGGAGAGGGAUGAAAGGAAGCGCCAGCUUUGCGAAGGGGCCGGCGUGCGGCUGGUGCUGGUGCCGUGUUUUGCAAACGACAAGCGCCUUUUUGUGCUCACAGCUCUGCUUCAGUGGUUCUCCAUGGCUCAGAUCACGGUCCCCAUGUUGUCGCAAGCUGGCAGCUAG
Messenger RNA from Symbiodinium natans, 1638 nucleotides. Lineage: Eukaryota; Dinophyceae; Suessiales; Symbiodiniaceae. The record is from the annotation of a GenBank genome assembly.